UCUUCUCAGACUAACGUAGUCUCAUUAAUGUAUACUGGCCGGUUACCUCCGUUGGUAACGGUUCAACCAUGGUUGGUUGCGGCCUCAAUUGCUUCUUUAGUGAUCCAUCUACCACAAAAAGCAAUCAAAUUGACAAGGAAUUAGCAAAGGAAAAGUUAUAUUUUAAACGACAGGUGAAAUUACUGUUACUGGGUGCAGGCGAAAGUGGGAAAAGUACUUUUCUAAAACAGAUGAGAAUUCUUCAUGGAAAGGAUUAUGAUGAAGAAGAUUUACUCGAAUUCCGUCCAAUUAUUUAUCAAAAUACUGUCAAAGGAAUGAAGGUUCUGGUGGAUGCCAGGGAUAAACUUGGAAUACCUUGGGGGGAUCCCAGCAGACAAAGCCAAGCGGAUUACAUUAUGGCAUUCGAUAGGUAUAUUUCUACAGAUCCUGAAGCAUUUCUACAAUGUACACCUCAUAUUAAGGAAUUAUGGAAAGAUACUGGAAUACAGGAAGCUUACGACAGGCGGAGAGAGUUUCAAUUGGGUGAAUCAGUUCGGUAUUUUUAUGAAAAUAUUGACCGGAUAAGUGCACCUGAUUACGUUCCCAGCAAGCAAGAUAUGCUUUUAUCAAGAAAAGCAACAAAGGGAAUACAAGAAUACGUUUUCGAAAUCCGACGAAUUCCUUUCCGAUUUUUCGACGUCGGUGGACAAAGGAGUCAAAGACAGAAAUAUUUUCAGAAAUGGUUCCAGUGCUUCGAAGACGUUACAUCAAUCUUAUUCAUGGCUUCCACUUCGGAGUUUGAUCAAGUUUUAAUGGAAGAUAGGAAAACUAAUCGGUUGAGGGAAUCUCUGGAUAUAUUUGAAGUGAUUGUUAACAACAUCUAUUUUUCCAACGUAUCGAUUAUAUUGUUUCUCAACAAGAAUGAUUUAUUGGAAGAAAAAGUCAAUCAAGGCCUAAAGAUUUCCGACUAUUUUCCUGAAUUUGAUGGAGAUCCACUCAAUUUAUCAGAUGUAAAGAAUUUUCUUGUAUACAAAUUUGAGUCACAACGGAAAGAUCGUCGAAAACCAUUCUUUCACCAUUUCACAAUGGCAAUCGAUACCAACAAUAUUCGUUUCGUAUUCAACGCAGUGAAAGAUACGAUUCUACAAGAGAAUUUACAGACUCUUAUGUUACAGUGACUCCAAUAUAUGUGUAAUUUUGCUGCAAUAUUUUGAAAGAACAACACUUUAUAAUAAUAAUUAUUGUUAUUAAGGUGAUUAGAAGGUUGCUCGACAUUUCAUUAACAAUAUAUUUACUACACUUCACUGGAGGCAGUACGUUGCCAAAUGAGAUCGUAUCCUGAGAUUAGUUCCAGAUAUGCCAUAGAGCAUGGGUUAAAGGUUGCAAAGUGAACUAUAACCCUAAUGCCUUUUUCUCUCACCAAUAUGUAAAGUGAAUCAUUUUUAAAAUUUUACUCCAAUUUUUUGUAUUAUAUUUCUGAGUUUUGUCUUAAUUCGUAAUAGAGACAUUUUCGCAGUGAAGUUGAAUACUGUUCCUCACAAAAAUAGUAGCUUGUUACCUAGCAACGACUGCUUGGACAGUGUCUUGUUUGGAGCAAAAGCCUUAAAUGAGCGUAAAUAAAUUUCUAAUAAUUGGUAUAUAUGGCUUUAUAAUUGGUCUCCUGAAAGCCCACACAGACAGUCUCCGAACUCGUAAUAGAACUAAAAUAAGGAAAAUCGGAAUAAAAUUAUGCUCUAACCCUGAACUGGUACACACACUACUGGAGUACCCAUUCUUGAACUAAAAACCAGAGUUGCCGAAUGCCUUAUAUUGUUUUGCUGCCUUGAUAACCACUCAUGCCAAUUAUUAGUUGCUGCCUCCUACUAAGAGUGUUUCAUUAUUUUUUAGCAAAUCAAAUAUCACUGACUACCAUUUUUACAACAAAUUUUCAUGCUUGUUUUAGGUGUUUUCUCUCACUGACUAAAAAUAUGGUGUUAUUUUUUGUAGUUUUUUAGUCUUUUGUGCUCUGUUAUAAAACGAAAAACAGUAUUUUAAUGACAUGGAGUGAGAGUACUAGACCACUUUGAGAGCAGCUCUCCUCUGUUCUUCUUUGUGUCUUCUAUUCUUACUUUAUGUUUAUAUUCCUUCUAUUUUCAGUGCCUUAGUAUGGUGUGCUGCUGCCUUAUUUUAUUAAUUUAAUUCUUUGUCCCACUUGGUAAUUUUUUCUUUGACUUUCAGACAUAUCAAUUUAUAUCACAUCGCAUGCUUCGUUUCUUUAUGUACAUUCAUAUUUUAUAAAAUAGUUUGAUUUGAAGGUAAAUUAUGAAAGAGCUAUAGGGAUGACUUUAUACAAAUAAAUUUGGGAAUUCGAAUGUUACCGGUUCAAUUUGUUUUCAAAUAUUAUCAAUAUAUCUAUUUUCCUGCACAAAACUGUAAACAUUUAUGGGAAAACUGAUAAUUUUGACCACCUCAAUUUGUGAGAACAAUUUGACUACAGUAAUCCAAAUUAAACACCCUUAUUAAUUUCUACUAAACCAUCGACUCCGGCGCCAGAUUUUAAAAAAAUGGAUUUCGAUUCGAGGUGGUUAACACUGAGAAAAUAAAUUUUGAAAUAAAAACCGUUGAGUAUGCAAGCCUCCUUUAAAAUAAACCGUCAAGAUCGCUUAGUAAACUCGAUGUUUUUGAGUUUCUGAAUAAAUUUUUGACUUCAUUGAAUGUAUGAAAUUUCGAAUUUGUCUUCGAAUGGUUUGAAGAUUUGACUCUAGCCCUGCCGCAACAGCCCCUGUUUCAAACACAAAUUAUGUCUUGAUCCCUUAUUGAGUAGAUUUGCAGAUAAAAGAAAUCGAUUUUGUCAUCCGUGUGUAAACAUGUUUUUACUAUAUUUUUCUCACAAUUACAUUACGAAUAACUCUUCUUGUAAUUAUCCAUAUUCAUUGUUCCAACACCAAACAUACUUUUAUGAUACAAAUAUUGCCAAGUGCCAUUGUAAUGUGAAAUGCUUAGGAAUGUCAUUGGCGACAUCACAACACUUUUUAGUAAUAGCUCUGGCUUACUAUUGUUACAUCACCCUAAUGAUUCCCUAGUGCCUAGUACAUCGUCAUCAUUCUAUAAAUUCCCAGUAGCUACUGAUAUUCCAAUUGUAACCUUUGAUUUUGCUCAAAGAUCAUUAUUUUUACUUCUGGGUCAUUGCACAUAACUUCGUUUUGAGUCAAUUCUCUACAAGAAAAAAUAGAAAUAAAUAUGCGUAGUAUAGCAUGAUAUGUUUUUUUUUAAUUUUGUGACACAGAAAACCUUUGAUUUAAUAAUCUUUUGGCUUUUUUUGUACUGUGUUGCCAAAGUGCCUUCAAAAUGCUGACAAGGUCCAGCCUCAUUGAUCUUCGGAGAUUUGUCUUAAAUAAAAGGUAGUGCCUUGGCCAAAUCAUGCUGUAACAAUCAGUAAUAAUAUAGUUAUUACUAAUAUCAAUAAGUAUCAACUGAUGCAUGUGCUUUCAUAAUUUCAGUACUCUGAAUUUUUUUUUCAUUCUGAUUACUAUUGAUAUCAAUCUAGGUAUCUAGGUAUAUACUGGUAUUUAACAUAUUCUGAUGCUUAUUAAGAUUUCAAAAUUGGUAUUCUUUUAUCACAUAUGACAUUUUAUAUUCUGCAUCAAUAUACUGUAAUGAUGUAUUAUCUAACAGCUUAUGGGUUUUUUGAAAUUGAUUUUUAACAUUCAUUGAGUAUCUUAGUAGAGAAAUUUAACUUGAAGAAAAAUCAUGAAUUUUUUAUAUACGUUCUCCCCAUUCCAUUUUUAUCAAGACAAUAAUACUCGAUGUAUAAACAUUUAAUGAGAUUAUAAAACAAAUUUUCUUAUUUCUUUUUAUUGUUUAAUAACGCAACUAAUCUUAUUUGGUCAUUGUCUGCUUUUAGAAUAUUGCAUUAUCUCUCUCAAAAAAUGUCUGUGGAAAAUUUGUGUCAGCGUCAUAGUAGAGGUAAAAAGAUACAACGGUAUUAUCCCUUUUUGUUUAAAUACUGAUUUUUUGGGGUGAUUUUUCUUGUUGCGUACACAAAUUUUCAACAGAAUCAGAAGCGCAUUGCAAUCAUUUAUCAGUCUUUUGCUGUAAAAAUUUUGUUGCUUUUUAUGAAAAUGCUUUUUGUGACAACUGAACGCUUUUUCUUUGCAAUUUCUUUCUCAUUUAUGUACUGAAUAAUGUCGAUGUUUUUUUUUUUAGUUUGUAAGAAGUCUAAGUAUGUUAUCAUUUUUAUAUAAUUCAUUUUCAUGGUUGUAUUAUGAAAGAUGCAAAUUUUUUAGCAUUAUAAGUACACAUAACACCAGUUCUUGACAUUUAGUUUGUAAAGUACAUUUUUAUUAAAACCCAAAGAUUUUUUUCCCCUUUUUUACACCUGAUAUCAAAUUUUUAGCUUUUGUCUGAAACUUGAUACACGAUUUCUAGCAAUGUUUCUUUUUUUAAAAGUACUACCCACAAACUACUUGUAAGCGAUGGUUGUUUUCACAAGUAUAUUUUUAGUUUUCAUGGGAAUUUGCAACCUGUAAUCUCUGCUGAAAGUAAUAAUAAUCAUGCUUUUUGAUCAUACUCCAUAUUAUCAUUUUCAAAUUUGUUGGUUUUGUAGCAAAAUUUAUUUCAUUCAAUAUCUCGAACUUCUACUGUAUGAUUACCAUUCUACUGCCUCUGUACUAAGAUGUUUAAAUGGUGCUUUGGAUAAGUUAUUAAAAAUUUUAAUAUCACUGAAUUUUUUAGGCACUGUUUACAGGUGAAAAUUUGGCUUUUUGUUGUGGAAUCAUCGCCAUUCUAAACCCUGACUGGUAUUGCUUACAUAAUCUAAAUUCAGACACCAUUUUUUUGACUGAUAAUAUAAAAACUAAUGUCAAUUUUAAAACCAACACAGAAGUUUUAAAUUUAGUGUUUAUAGAAAGAAUAACACUGGAAAAAACCAUCUUAGUGAAAACUGAUGAGCAUUUUGCACUAAAGUUUUAAAUGCAAUAGCAGAGUUCUGAUUUGAUUUCCACUGCCUUCAUGUUUUUAAUAUGAUUCUAUACAUAUUUUUAUAGGAUAUGAUAUAGAAAAACAUUUCUUUAUUUGGUAUGCUAAUUUUUAACAAUUCACAUUUUUGUUCUCGAAAAAUAUAACAAAAACCUGUUUUCUUCUCAAUUCCCAAUAUUUCAAAAUUAGUUAUAGACAAUUUAUGAGCAACCUUCCCAAUUAAUUUAGAACCUUACCAAUUUUAGUGUAAGGUCCUUGCGAUAUUGUGACAAUCGGUCUACAUGAAUACAGAAACUUUUAAAAAUUGUCAUAGUAACCUUGGCUCACUAGGUUGUAAUACGAAAAAAAAGUUCUUUGAAUUAUCAAAACAUCUGCCAAACUAUUGUGACUAACUAAUACAUUGUGCUAAUUUAUUAUACAUCAUUGUGGGAUCCCAUUCUCAAGAAACUCAAAUACUAUCGCAAAAUUGAAUCCUAUUGUUACCGAUUACCGAUAUAUGUAACACAGUAUUUGAGUCUGUGCACUUGUCUUGUUGACUAAUUUUCGGCUUCUUUGAUCAGUUGGGGCAAAUUUCUUUCUUCUAAUAUACCAAGUGCCUUCAUAUGUGGAAACUUCGACAGUUUUUGACAAAACUAUGGAAAUCGGAACUAAACUUAUCAUCAUCAAAUUGUACCAGACUAAUUGUUAUGAUCAUUUUCAUGAAUUUUUUUUUGCUGUUAUACGGAUUGUAUUAGCAUUGCUCUCUCGUUCUGUAAUGCCAAUGUUAUUAUUAUACUUUUUGUUCUAUUUCUACACAACAUAUUGUAAUACAGAUACUACCCAGAGAUGCCAAUAUCACA
Styela clava is the source of this 5774-nucleotide messenger RNA. Its product is annotated as guanine nucleotide-binding protein subunit alpha-13-like. The record is from RefSeq and is a predicted model, not a curated record. Gene Ontology annotation, biological process: adenylate cyclase-modulating G protein-coupled receptor signaling pathway; Rho protein signal transduction. Lineage: Eukaryota; Metazoa; Chordata; Ascidiacea; Stolidobranchia; Styelidae. Gene Ontology annotation, molecular function: GTPase activity; D5 dopamine receptor binding; G-protein beta/gamma-subunit complex binding. Gene Ontology annotation, cellular component: heterotrimeric G-protein complex; cytoplasm; brush border membrane.